This is a messenger RNA of Paramuricea clavata, 4337 nucleotides long. The record is from the annotation of a GenBank genome assembly. NCBI's taxonomy places the organism in Eukaryota, Metazoa, Cnidaria, Anthozoa, Malacalcyonacea, Plexauridae.
CAAACUUGGCACGGGCACCGCAAUAUUUCAAAAACAACUAUUAUAUAUGACGUGAAAGACCUGUAUUAAAUUCCAGCUAUUCCGGGGAUUAAACGCAUGACUGCUUUGAGACGAUUAGUCAUCUUUUAUAUAGUAUUUAAGUCCUCUACGCCGCAACAACGAGGCAAAAUGGUGAGAAAAUUGCAGAAUUUCCAAGUUGAAAUCGACGGGAACAAGGACGUAUUUUACCCAGGGGAACAAGUAAAUGGUGCCGUUAUUGUCGACGUAACCCAACCAAUGAAAUGUAACAAGAUAAACGUGAAAUUGGUCGGGUUGUCGUAUUGUCAUUGGACAACAACACGAACAGAGAGAGACAGUCAAGGAAACACUAGAACUCAUACAGACCACCACGUUGGCAGUCAGCAACUGGUAGAUCUACAAGCAAUUCUUUUUGGUUGGAGUUCAACUGAACAUGUGAAGCACCCUCCUGGCAGACAUGUUUAUCAGUUUACAUUCACACUUCCCUCGCCUCUACCUAGUUCAUUUGAAGGAGGCACUGGUCACAUUCGAUAUUACAUAGAGACUAAAGUUGAUCGGCCCUGGAAGUUUGAUCAUAAAGUUCGAAAGGCUUUCACUGUCAACGAAGUGAUUGAUAUUAAUCUUCCUCAGUAUUUAGCAUCUCCGAGUGGUACAAAACAGAAGCAAAUUGGAUGCCUUUGCUGUGUUUCUGGCAACCUCAGCAUGCAAGCAAGUCUCGAUAGGUCAGGGUAUUGUCCGGGUGAACAGAUAUUUCUCAAUGCCUCCUGUGAAAAUGAUUCAACUCGAGAGAUGAGCUGUAUGAGGGCCAUACUUGUACAAAAUGUUCAUUACUCUGCAAGUGAUGCAAGCACGUCGAGCUCAAGAGCAAUUGCACGUUUUGAGGGUCAGACGAUCCCGGGAAGAAGUCAGGAUUCUUGGAAUAACCAACCAUUCCUCAUUCCACCCGUUCCUCCUACAAUUCAGACCAGCCCUGUAAGUGUUAGCUAUCAGGUAAAGUUUGAAGUCAGGGUUCCUUGGGGCUUUAAUCCAGUAAUUGCACUUCAUAUAACCAUGGGUACAGUGCCAUUUCGGCCGUCAUAUGGCAGGCAAUCUUCCUUUCAACUUUCAGAAAGUCAAUAUAUGGAAAUGGAAUUUGCCCAUUGGGUACCACCCACCGCUUCAGCGUUACCAUCUGCUCCACCUGCUGCACUUGGCUACCCUGACAUACCUCCACCAAGUUAUGCCGCAGCAGUUGGGAGUUCCUCUGUGUUUGUUGGUGAUAAGGAAGCCAAGUCAAACUUUGGGGAUCAAAGCUACAUGCCAAUGUACACCUAUGCUCAACCAUCCCAAAGACAGUGUCCAACAGCUCAUCUUACCUUUCCACCAGGUCAGCCUGAGGCUAGCGCUCCCCCCUUGCCUGGUUAUCCCGAAGGUGGACCCUCCAGAAGUUAAACAACCCUCUCAAGUGUACCCUAAACUCAAUGACAGUGAUACAGCAACACAUUUUUUCUAUGAAUUGUCUUACUGUGGGAUAACCUCUCUUUGGUAAUCCUAAAUAAAACAGAUUGAUGAGGAUCUGCAAGAAAUUUUGAUAAGAAGAUAAGUGAUGUUUACAGACUCUUUAUUCUGAUUUUUUUCCAAAUAAGAGGGUUCAUAAAUAUAGGUUUUGUAUUGGUUUUUAGUUAAAAUUGCCAAAGUAAAUUUAUAGGCUUUAACCUCAAUGUGGGAGGGGGUAUAUAUGUAUUUCAAUUUUUGUUUCAAAUAUUAAUAUUCCUACUCUUAAUAUUCAUAUUUCUUCCCCAAAUAUUCAUAUUCCCACCAUCAUUACGCUUAUGCACUGUCAAAACCCAGUUUUUAAUAUUCACACACCAUUUUAGAUCUAACCGGGAGGAUGUGCGGAAGCUAUAUAUAGGCCUUCUGUCAGGAAUAGAACAUGUGGGGUGUAGGCCUCUGGCCUCUGAGCUGCAGAGUCCAGUUGUCAAGCAUUAACCACAUGUUCUUGUGGUAAGAAGGAUAUGCCAAUGUAAGGUAUAUAUGGCAAAACAGGGCCUCUUUUAAUACCAUAGACUGGGGGGGGGGACUUUGGCCCCUCCAGUGAACUAUGUUGUCCCCCCCCCCCAGUGAAGGUCCCUUCUGUCUACAACAUAAGCAAAAAAGGGAAGAAUAACUUAGUUAAUUAAGAGGAGUAUUUUAGUAUUCCCAUGACCAUCUGGGCCAGACAAGUUCCCACUUUUCCCGUUCACCACCUCCCCAGGGACGUCGCAAAGGCAUCAACAUUGGAGGGGGGGGGGGAGGUGUCGUCUUGUUUUGACCAAAUUUUCCUAUAGUCUUUGACCAGCUCCUAAAAUUUUUUUCCAAAAAUGUUGUUGACGGGAGAGGUCAAUUUUUUUUUUACACCUUCCUGAUAGCGACAGCCCUGCCACUUCUUAGUCGGGUCCCUUUCUCUUGAUGGACCCUCCACUGACAAAUUCUUAAAAGAGGCCCUGUGCCAAAAGUAAAGUUGCAUUAUUCACAGCUGUUCCCUGUUAUAUCUAAAAUUGUACAUAUUAAUUUUUUGUUAAAUUGAGUUAAUUUAUUAAAUUUUAUAUCAUAUAAUUCGAGAAUCUGCGAAGAAUAUAUGAUGCAAUAAAAAACCUUCUCUAUGCAUAAUUAUUAGUCGCUGGGCAGAGCCCGCAGCGACUCUAGGUUUCGGCACGCAUUUGUGUCGGAUCACGGUUAAAAAUUACGUCAUUAAUAAAAAAAUAAAAAUUACGUCAUUACUAUUCGUCGCUGAAUUCAAGAUGGCCGCUUACUACGAGCGAAUGGUAUCAAUGUAUCAUCGAUUUUGUACAUAUUCUUUUUAUUUUUCCGAUGAACCUUAAAAGGUUUCCGAUGAAACAGACUUUAUAAAGCGAAAGUCAUUUUAUGUGAGUAAACUUGGAAGGCUACAAGCUUGAAAUAGAGGACAAAAGUUCACAAUUUUCAAUUUUACAAAGUUGGAACUUGGAACGGACCGCAACCUUUGUAAAUCGCAACAAUAAUAUUCGCAAACUGCUGUUUAUUUGGGUGCUUUUUUUACGGCUGUUGAUGCAAAUAAUCCUGUUACGGAUAGGUGGUCAAAAGAACAUGGUGUAGCCUAACAAGACCGAAAUACAACCACAGUGAUCAUCAUUCAUCACUACUUGUGUGAAAUUUAAACUUUGCCGCUAGGUGUCAGGCUUUUAAAUCUGUAAUAUUCCAGUCAUUUUAUGAUCAAUGUAGUGUGUUUCUAACGCCAAACGGGAAAAUGUUGGAGCCACAGUAAUAGACUCUUUCAAGGUCAAGAUGCCAUAAUGAAACACAAAGUGUAUGGGCUGCAAACACAAUGGAAAUUCCUACUAGUAUUAAAAUUUGCAAGGUUGUAUAAACACAAUGGGGUGGGGCUAUUGCCGAUAUUUUUUAGCCCUGGGGUGAGGAUUUUGACAUUUUCUAUCAUGGGGGAUUUGGUAGAUUUGCUGGAAAACUGAUGUUUAAUUUGAUUGCAAAUGGCUUGUGGACAUAGCCAUUUUCUUCCCAGAAAUGGCUAAUACCUGGGGACCUGGAAUUGACUGAUACAUAAUUAACAAUCGCCAUUUUGAUUGGUUGUUAUUUUUGUGCAUCCCCAAUCACAGAGAUGUGAACCCUAAGUAACAAAAAUGCGGGUGAUAUAUAAUUUUUGACAUGACGUCAUUUUUUGUUGUUGAGAAAAUUGAUUGGUGAUUUAUAAAAGCCUUGCUAAGCCCCAUAUUUCUAACUAGUUAAGUCUAGUUGAAGUAGAAGUAGAUGUGCGCAUGCAUACACUCUACCAACCAAAAACAGAACAACGAAUCAAGAAUCAGAAGACAGAAUCACAGAAUGCGGGUGAAUUGCUAUAAAAUUUGCUAAUGCGGGUGAUUCUAUGUGCCAAUUUUUCCGCGUGUGAUGAUUCCAAAAUGCGGGUGUCACCCACUCAAUGCGGGUGAGUUCACAUAUCUGCAAUCACUGUCCACUUUUUAUUGACUUCAGUAACAGGCUUACCCUGCGAGCAAAGUCCUCUUGUAUUUCUUCUCAGCACGAGAGAGACUCUGCAGAACUUGUAUAUAUUCUUUGAGGAGCCGACAAUCCAAAAACUUAUAAUUAUGAGUAAUUUCAGGUUUGAUACCAGUUUUAUAACCGGUUUUGAUCCGAACCGGAAACUAUUUAUUAAAUCUUCUUCUGGGAAAUAGGCAGUUGCUUAGCAACCUUCACGCAUGCUCAAAUGAAUUUAUACACAAGUUCUGCAGAGUCUCUCUCGCUUCUCUGUGCCGUGCCGAGAAGAAAUCCGAGAGGACUUUGCUCACAGGGUAUAACAUAGUGAUGGGCGA